Messenger RNA from Marchantia polymorpha subsp. ruderalis, 4259 nucleotides. Lineage: Eukaryota; Viridiplantae; Streptophyta; Marchantiopsida; Marchantiales; Marchantiaceae. The record is from the annotation of a GenBank genome assembly.
AUGAUUGACUGACUGACGAGCGCAUCAAUCGAACCCGCGAGCUCGGCGGCACGGAGAGGGGAUUCUCUGCGGGUGCAUCAUGGUUUCCUCCCGACGCUCGUCGGACGCCCUUGCCUCCCCAACAGACGCAGAAUAGUGAGAGGCCGUCUCCUGCUCAGCGACUUCGGGGUUGAAUCUCGAAGCACGGGUCUCUUGAUAUCUCCGAUACUUGUGCCUCUCUCACUCCUGUUUCUGUUGUCCCGGCGAGAAUGUAGCUUCCCCUCCGCCGAUUCGUAAUUGGGGGAGUAUCUUCACGACAGGGACACUCUGAGACCUUCUGCACUCGAGCUGGGCGAGGAGCAAAUCCUGUCUGUGCCCCGUACAGAAAGAUCACAAAAAGGACAUUUCGUAAGCAUCCGAAUUGUCCCAGGGAUCAUCGCUUCAGAAUCGAGCGGCUCCGAAUCUCCUCCGAAUCAGCUGCUCCUGGAGAGAGAGAGAGAGAGAGAGAGGGAGUAGACGGAUAUUGGAUGUUCCAAAGUGCAAGCGGGUACAGGUUUCAGUUGAAGCCCAAAUUGAUUUCGCUGCAGUCUCCUCUCGCUUGUUGCAGCACCGAAGAUGGGCAGGCUCAGCACCAACAAUCAAAGGGAGUAACUGCAUGGACAGUAGCGAUGGUGGUAGUGGUAGUAGCGGCAGUAGUAGCAGCAGCAGAAUUGGCAGUAGCGAGCGGUGCUCAGCUCAGCUUAGACAGGGACGGUCGAGUGAUAGGGAAUUCUGCAAAUGGAUGUCUGAACAGGUGCAGAAAUCAGGCCUGGUGAGGGACUCGCGAGACAGGUCCGUAGUGGUAGAAGGAAUCCAGCGCUCGCGUUUGGACGGUGCACACUUGCAUGAAGCGGAGGUUGCACAAACAGAUGCACCUCACGUCAGACUCAGGAUUCUGGACAGGAAGCGUUGAGGAUCCCGGGGACUAGUAGUAGUAGUAGUAGUACCAAUCACCAAGCACCAAGCUGGGCCUUGAAAUCCGAAUUCCCCAAGCAGUCGAGAAUUCUAUCAGAGAACACAAGUCACAAAGCACACUAUUGUGAAUCAAUCAAGGGCUUUACAGCAUGUCCGGAGGACGAGCUGGAUCUGGGAUUUUGGCUCUGACAGUAGCGCUGUCAUUGCUCUGCUCUCUGGACUUGUCAUGCGCACAAGAGCCAGGUUUCAUCAGUAUCGAUUGCGGUGGGAGCAAAAAUUACACCGAUCUUGUGACGGGCAUAAAGUGGGUCACGGACGACGGGUACAUCGAGACGGGUACGAACGUGGAUGUGACUACGAACUUGGCCAAUACCGACAACCUCGAAGCUCUCAAAACCAGCAGAUGCUUUCCUUCCACGGCCAGCGGCGCGAGGAAGAAGAAUUGCUACACGCUUCCGGUCACUCCCGGCAGCAGCUACUUCGUGCGAGCUUUCGCCCUCCAUGGCACGGGGCCCGCAAGCCGGAACAUCAUCGUGUACACCGCAUCGAUCGACUCCACGAGUUGGAUCAAAGUCUCCAUCUCCGCCAGCGACAGAAAUUCGCCCUUGUCUGCAGAAGGGGUCUUCGUCGCCCAGAGCAACACGACUUCCAUUUGCCUUCAGGACAUCGGAGAAGGAACUCCAUGCAUUGCAUCUCUGGAGUUGAGACCUCUCGGCAGUGCUUACAGAAACGAGCUGCAAUCCAACAUACUCGGACUGGUCAGACGGUGGAGUUGUGGCACUGAGUUGUCCUCGGUAAGCAUAAGGUAUCCUCUGGACGAGUUCGAUCGAAUCUGGCAGGGCACGCACACAGCCAGCAUCUCGGUGCCGCGCAUCAAAACCACGUUGCCUUUACCGGACAAUGUGAUGGCAGCUCUGAACGAGGACAGACCUCCGGUGUCCGUGAUGCAAAAUGCGAUUGAAAACAAUUACCUUCGGCUGCCGGCUGAUACCGGUAAAUAUGCGCCUCAGACGGACAAGUUCCGGGUGAGGUUGUACGUGUGGGACUUCGUUCCGUACACCACGAACGCCACCUCGUUGCGGCAGUUCGAGUCACGUUACACAAUGGGCUCGACGGAAGAGCUAUUUACCUCAUUAAGCUUUAAUGCAUCGAAUACGGUGACCAUCGAUUCCACCAAAGUGACACUCGACACCACUUCCGAAAUCACGAUCUUCCACUUUAGGUCAACGAAUCAGAGUCAACGUCCUGCUCUGAUCAAUGGAUUCGAGGUGUUUGCUGACAUACCUCUGCAGCCGUCCUCGUACCCGAACGACGUCAGCGCUCUCGUGAAAGUCCAAAACGAUUUUGGCCUGUCACCACUCUGGGCCGGGGAUCCUUGUUUGCCCAACCCCUGGGACUGGAUCAAAUGCGGCACUGUCAACAGCGUCCUGCGAGUCAUUUCAAUAGACUUGACGAAUGUCAAACUCAAGGGCGGAAUAUCGUCUAGCCUUUGGAAUUUGACGGAGCUGGUCGAUUUGUGGCUUACCGGUAACGGCUUGCAAGGAACGAUUCCCAGUGAAUUAAGCUCCUUAAAGAAGCUUCGGACUUUGCAUCUAAACAAUAACAGCUUGACGGGCUCAGUACCUGCAUCACUGGCAAAUCUUCCCGUGCUCGUCGAACUGUAUAUCAAUGACAACGACUUAAGCGGAACAGUGCCGCCAGAACUUUUGAACAUCAGCAGAUUGCAUAUCAAGUCUGAUGGUAAUCCCAAACUGCAGUGUGUUGGUGCCUGCGAUACGAACAAAGGAGGUUCCAAAACGGGGCUUAUCAUCGGUGCAGUUUGUGGAUCUCUAGUGAUUUUCAUAAUCGCUAUCUGCGCAUGCAUGUACUUCUAUCUACGACCGGGGCCAAAGACUGACAACCACGCCGAUCUCUUAGAAAAGAAUGAACUUUCGUCAGUUGCCCUGGUUCCUCCACACCCAAGCCACAGGGUUGCUGUAGAGCAAGGUUCAAGAACUUUCACCCUGGCGGAGAUCAAAGCAGCUACGAAGGACUUUCAUACCAUGAUUGCAGAAGGUGGCUUUGGUCCUGUAUAUUAUGGUAAGCUGGCAGACGGACAGGAGGUUGCUGUGAAAGUCCACAAGGGUUCAGGCAGCCAAGGAGCUACGGAGUUCUUUAUGGAGGUGGACUUACUAUCGAGAAUUCAUCAUAGAAAUCUCGUGUCCCUGGUCGGUCACUGCCAAGAGUCGCAGGAGCAAAUCUUGGUAUACGCUUACAUGAAGAAGGGAACCGUACGCGAUCAUCUCUAUGGUGGGGGAAGGCGGGGUAGUCUCGACUGGCGCACGAGACUGGAAAUAGCUUCCGAUUCGGCACGAGGGUUGGCGUACUUGCACACUGGUUGCCAACCGCCCAUCAUCCACCGGGAUGUCAAGAGCAACAAUAUCCUAUUGGAUGAUAAGAUGAGAGCAAAAGUCGCUGAUUUUGGAAUCUCUAAGGUCCAUGGGGAUGACCAGACAGCAGUGGAGACUCGCAUCAAGGGAACAAUAGGCUAUCUGGAUCCAGAGUACUUCUCAACGCAAAGGUUAACAGCGAAAAGCGACGUCUACAGUUUUGGUGUCGUGCUCUUAGAAAUCGUCACCGGCCGGCCUCCAAUUGAGAAAAAUAGCCACCUGAAGGACAUGGUCCAAGGGUGUUUACGGGACAUUGAUAUGAAAGCUAUAGCAGACCCAGCUCUGGAGGGAGAUUAUUACAUCGAGGCUAUGUGGAAAGUCGUUGAACUAGGUUUGCAAUGCCUUGAAAAUGAUCCAAAAGACAGACCAGACAUGAUCGGUGUUUUAAGAGGACUCACGGAAGCUAUGGAGCUUGAACGCGGGGCUCGUGCUUAUCAGCAACCAUCUAGCACAAGAAUGAACGCUUCAUCCAGCUCCUCUGCAGCCCCGGGAGGUCGGAAACCAUCAGACCAACUACAUUUCAACCUCUCCUUUCGUCCUCGUUCGUCUGAGCCUUCUGCGUCUACUUCGACAGACUUUGUAACUGGGCUGAUCCCUCGAUAAAAUCACUGUGAAAAUGAAUUGGCAGUUUGAAUUUCAUCAGAGUAUCACCGACAACGUUAGUGGCUACUUUCGCUCAGUCCUCGUUGGAAAGGUCCCUUAAGUGUGUCAAGUCAGGACGAGCAUGCCUCGAUUCCUUAUCGAUAAUCUUAGUAAAGACCACGGGAUAGGCUUACACACUUGACACACGUGAAACACUAAGUAGUCCGUAUUUCAGUUUCGAUCACAGAGUCAAACAUCGCCUGCUCAUUGUUUCACGUGUGUGAGAUUUGUGACUCUAUCCCGGGAAAUUCAGAG